CUUCUACAAGAUUAUAUAUUAAAAUGGAUAAACGUCAAUUAGAACAAGCUGAACAAAAGACCUCAUUCGUUCAAGCCAUCAAGUCGGAACUUUUUUCUCCCGAGAAGCGUCAAGGUAACCUCAACAUUGCUCUUUCUGUUUCCGUUUUCACUGGUGCUAUUGUCUUUCUUCGUAACUGGGGUGAACUCUUGGCUGUCUAAAUAAGCCUUUGUAGUAAUACCUCUCUUCUCUUCUUCCUGUUAUAUAUUUUAUGAUCACAUUUCAACCCCGUACAAUAAAACCCAAAAAAAAGUACAACCAUUUAA
Molecule: messenger RNA, 305 nt
Organism: Mucor mucedo
Lineage: Eukaryota; Fungi; Mucoromycota; Mucoromycetes; Mucorales; Mucoraceae
Exons: 1
Coding region: 24-200 (58 amino acids)
Source: RefSeq, a predicted model, not a curated record